UUCUUUUGCCAGCCCAGCCUUCAAAGUAGUCAUAGGCUGGAAGAAAGUGAGGACAGCAUCUCGUCCAAGCUCUCCUUUUAUCAGUUUCUCAUGGAUGAAUUCCAGCCACUGCUUGCUCUACUUGGAGGCAUCUUUUGUUCCAUUUUCCUUCUAAAGUGUAUUUGGUUUUUGAAAUAUUUUCUUCCUUACAUAUGGAAUAUUUUGCCUCAAUCUUAUUUUCGUUCAAUGGGAGAAUGGGCAGUGAUAACCGGAGCAGGAGAUGGAAUUGGAAGAGCCUACUCCUUAGAGCUUGCCAGGCAUGGUUUAAAUGUGGUUCUGAUAAGCCGGUCACUCAAAAACUUGGAGAAAGUAGCCUGUGAAAUUGAACAAACUACUAGGAGAAUGGUGAAAAUCAUACAAGCUGACUUCACAGAAAAUGACAUGUAUGAAAACAUUGAAGAAAAUCUUCAAGGAUUAGAAAUUGGAAUUUUGGUUAACAAUGUUGGAAUGCUUCCUAAUCGCUUUCCACGCCAUUUUCUUAAUAUUCCAGAUAAAGAUAAGGACCUCAUUAACUGCAACAUCAUGUCUGUCACUAAGAUGACGCGAAUAGUUUUGAAACAAAUGGUGGCAAGAAAAAAAGGUCUGAUUCUUAACCUUUCAUCAGCCAUUGGCACCUUUCCUUGUCCUUUUUAUGCAAUCUAUUCUGCCUCUAAGGCUUUUGUGUAUACAUUUUCCAAAGCACUUCAAGUAGAAUAUAAGCCAAAAGGAAUUGUGAUACAGGCAGUGACUCCCUUUGCUGUUUCUACUCCGAUGAGCAUGAAUAAAGAGCCCAAUCUAAUCACCAAGACAGCAGAAGAGUUUGCUCGAGAGUCAUUGAGCUAUGUUAUGUUUGGUGAUGAGACGUUUGGAUGCUUAGCCCAUGAAAUCUUGGCACGAUUUAUACAGUGUAUUCCUUUUUGGUUGCUCCAGAGCAACAAAGUACAAGAAACUGUGAUAUGUCAUCUGGCGGAGCAUUCCAAAAGUACCUGAUAAAACCUUAUGCAUCUCAGUGUGAGCCUGCCUUGAUGAUCUGGUAUGAAUUAUAGCAGCAGUAAACUUGAUUAAUUGAAAGAUUUUCAAACAUGCAUAAAAAGAGCCCUUCAAUAUCUUUUAAAAAAAAUAUAAUGUACUAAUUUUUGCUUUGCUUGUCCAUUUUUGUUGCUUGCAUUAUUUGCUGAUAAAUAUUUUAAGCACUUUUAUUUCCACCAUGAUUUAUACUGUUGUUUUGAUUUUCACAAUGGCUUUAGUGGGAAAUAAUUGUGUACAAUUAUUUUGGGAAAAAGUUCACAGUGUAUUAGAUAUGAACAAAAGCAAAUGGGGUAAUAAAUAUUUAGUAUGUGUCUCAUCAGCAAAUCAGUCAAAUUAUUUGAUUUCAUUUGUAUGUGAAUAAAAGUAAUCAUUCAAACAAAAAAAAAUACUUUCCUUUUUAAGUAAUAGAUGUUUCACUCCAGGUAUCAUUUUAGAAGAAAUGGAGAUGCCUUUUUAAAUAUAGUACUUAUCAUCUGUAGUCCUCCUAUUUCUUUAAAAUAAUAUACACUCUCUUUGUUUUAUUUAACCAAUAAAUGGACUAAUUA
Candoia aspera is the source of this 1592-nucleotide messenger RNA. RefSeq names its product hydroxysteroid 17-beta dehydrogenase 3 (gene HSD17B3). The coding region runs from base 91 to 1008 and encodes 305 amino acids. Lineage: Eukaryota; Metazoa; Chordata; Lepidosauria; Squamata; Candoiidae. Gene Ontology annotation, biological process: steroid biosynthetic process. Gene Ontology annotation, cellular component: endoplasmic reticulum. The record is from RefSeq and is a predicted model, not a curated record. Gene Ontology annotation, molecular function: testosterone dehydrogenase (NADP+) activity. The transcript has 11 exons.